AUGUCGCCGCAAAACAUCCAGCACACGCUGGAAAUGGCCAACUCGAUCCCAAUCCCGCAACUUGGUUUCGGGGUCUACCAGUCUCCCGAAUCAGUCUGCACCAAAUCUUGUCUGACAGCCCUUCAAAGCGGGUAUCGUCAUCUUGACACUGCACAGUACUAUGGUAAUGAGGUGCAAGUUGGUCAAGCAGUCCGGCAGUCAGGCCUUCCUCGAGAGGAAAUUUUCCUGACGACCAAAGUGCUGGUGGCCGAAGACUCUGUCGAGAAGACGCUUGAGAAAUGCAUCGACAGCGUGUCAAAAUUGGAUCCAGCCAGUGGCUACGUGGAUCUUUUUCUGAUCCACAGCCCCAAUGCCGGUGCCGAAAAAAGAAAAAUUAUGUGGCAGGCUCUCGAGAAGCUGCAGGAGUUGGGAAAGACGAAAAGCAUUGGUGUGAGCAAUUUCGGCAUCAAGCACAUCGAGGAGCUAAAAGAAUAUGCUACCGUGUGGCCACCACAUGUGAAUCAGAUUGAGCUUCAUCCUUGGCUGCAACAACGGGAGAUUGUGGACUGGUGCCACCACCACGGGGUGAUCGUCGAGGCAUACUGCCCCCUCGUGCGCAACAUGAAGGCUGAAGACCCGACUCUGGUUCAAGUCGCUCAGAAGCACUCUGUUUCCGUCAAUCAGGUACUGAUCCGGUACAGUCUGCAGAAAGGGUGGGUGCCGCUCCCCAAGAGUGACACUCCAGAACGGAUCAUUGCCAAUGCCAAGGUCUUUGAUUUUACGUUAGACGAGGAGGAUAUGUCUGCUCUGGAUGCUCUUGAUCAGGGCCCGGCUGGUGCCAUUGUCCAGGCUGUGGACAAUUAG
Molecule: messenger RNA, 843 nt
Organism: Penicillium oxalicum
Lineage: Eukaryota; Fungi; Ascomycota; Eurotiomycetes; Eurotiales; Aspergillaceae
Product: aldo/keto reductase family protein
Exons: 2
Coding region: 1-843 (280 amino acids)
Molecular function (GO): oxidoreductase activity
Source: RefSeq, a predicted model, not a curated record